Molecule: messenger RNA, 2817 nt
Organism: Glarea lozoyensis ATCC 20868
Lineage: Eukaryota; Fungi; Ascomycota; Leotiomycetes; Helotiales; Helotiaceae
Exons: 2
Coding region: 1-2817 (938 amino acids)
Source: RefSeq, a predicted model, not a curated record
AUGUCGACAGAUGUCGAGCCCCCUUCAUCUCCUAAAUUAUCAUUCACCACACACAAUCAUUCAAAGUCCGUUCGCAAGACAACACCCCAUGGACCCCCGCCAGCUGCCUUCGAUACGCAAGCUGAUCAUCGUAAGCAUGGCCGAUCCGCGUCUUUUAGCGGGUUUGUCUCUCGCAUGUUGCCUUCUCGCCGACCAGAAAAAGGGCAUGCCCUACGGGCCGGUUUUCAAGACGGCGGUCCCCAUAACGCUGUGGACCUCGUUUUUGGGCUCGCUGAUGAUCAUCGUUCGUCGGUCGUGGCCACUGGUGAGACUGGUGACGGCAGUUCGGAGAGGAAGAUCAAGAGCUGGGCUCCGCAUAAUCCUGACAUUUCAGGGGCUCAUAGCCCAGCUGAUCAGGCAGUUCGAUCGAACCGAUCUGGAGGUUCCUAUGAGAAUAGAGGAGAGAUUCGUAGAAGGCCGCGUUCAUUGAGCAUAGGCUGGUUGCUAGCUUCGAAACGUGUUGAGGAGAAGGAAGAUAAUGUGGAAUCCGUCACCGCUGAGAGAGGAGAAGGUACACAUUUGCGAAAGUAUUCGACGCCACUGGGGUUGCCUCAAAGAUCGCCUGAUGUUUCUCAAGGAAUCGAUAUCCCAAGGUCGUCUGCUUCUGUUCUUGACGUUGAAUCUAGCAAAUCUCGGCAGCUUUUCGAUAAGAAGAAAUCCCAUCGCGAGCAAAGGAAAAGCUUGCGCGAAAGUGGCGAUUUUCUUGGUGUUCAAGGUGCAAAUCCGAGGACUGGAAUGUGGGAUCUCAGCGACAAUACAACGAGCAGCAGUGCUCCAAGUCAUGUUAGCAGCGAGACCAAGAGGAAGUUAGAACAGCAUGCAAAGGAACUGAAGGAGUCGAAACUGAAGUAUGAAGAGGCCAAAUCGAAACAGCGUGUGGAAAUUCAGAGAGUCCAGACUCUGAAAGAGCUCAAGAGGAAAGAAAAAGUCGAGCGAAAGAAAUCAGAGAGCAAAUCGAAGCAAAAGAGACGGGGCAAGUGGAAGGUUGGUGACAAUGGCUGGAGCAGUGUUGCUGAACCUGGUCUCAGUCCGAUCCUGCAGUCAGUCGCAGCAACUCCAACAAGAGAAAUCCCAUCAUUCGACAAGCUACUUCCGAUGCCGUGCUCUGCUGAUGCCGACCCGUUCUGGAAAGACGCAUCCAUUGCAACAAGUGAAUACUUCCCUCCUCGAGGCCCCUCAUCACCGCUAGCACUUGGUAGCUUUGAGCAGUCAAAUGUAAUGAAAAAGACUCCCCUUACACAAUCAAGCGCAGCGAUCAAGCGAAAGCCUGUAGGGUCGCCCCCAAGUCGUGGAUCUGGUAGUGGCUCAACAGAAACGAUUGUCCACGUGCCUAGUCACCUCUCAGAAACCACUCCAACGAUCAAGAAAGCCGUUCCUCCUAAGCUGGCAGAUGAGGAUUCGGCGGCAGUGAUAGAGCUCAAAGUCCCAGGCCAGUUCUCUUCAUUGAAUGCCAAGUCACACACUCCCUCGAAACCCUAUCAUUUUUUAGACAUUGGCAAGGGCCGAGCGACAAAACGCAGCCCUUACGAGAGACUGGCUACAGUGAUCUCAUUCCAGUCGGUCCCGACGAGCCAAGUACGUAUCCACGAACCCUCACCCGACAGUCGACGGGUAUUUUCACAUCAAGGAAAGGUUAUCAGCUCCCUCAGCGAACUACCUCCGGUUUCUUUGAAGGAUCCCGUGGCGGCUCGCACUCCAUCACGAAUCCCAUUGAGCUCGCAACCCCAGAGAAUCCAACCAAACAUACAGACUCAAGUAUGGGCACCACCAACGAUCAUCGACACGAAGACCGACAAACCAGGAUCACACACCAACACAUCCACCACCACCACUACUGGAUUCACUCCUCUUCGUCGGGCUCUCGCUCAAUUAGACGGACAGGACGAUUACGAGAGCAACGGCAAUUCCCAUCUUACUCCUCGCGAGAAGACGAGCAGAAUUCCGCUGCGAUCAAGCUCCCUACCGAACAACAAACGCAAGAGCACGCCGAAGGAGAAGUUCCCAACUCAUACAGUCGGCACCGAUACAUACUCGGAACACCACCUGGAUCAAACGAAACACAGAACCGAAAGGUUAUGUCAAACGGCUUCUCCAAAAGAAAAGAAGGAACCGCAGAAGAGCACACUCACAUCCACAUCUACGUUCCCUCGCAGCACCAACCAGAAAGCCCUCGCCCACAACGCAGCAUUAAUAGCUUUUCAAAGUCCCAAGGCAGGAAGGUCGACGGAGCCGAAGGAAGCCCAUAGUAGUGAUGCCCCGACCGCUCCGAAGGUACGUCUUCAAAAACUAGAAGGCAAUGCCGGACGAGUCAAGACCGGAUCUCCCACCAGGCUGCCAAGAACCAAGAGGCACGAUAUCAAGGACACGAUCCAGGUGGGAACACCGACAGGGGAACUUCACCAUGUCAAGAGAAAUGCUGUUGCUCUUUCCCAUCCUGCACCGGAGAGGAAGAGGAAGGUCAUAAUACACGAGAAGGGUGUCUCCUUAGCCAGCGAGACUCCGAAAACGGGUCGGCCAUGUGUGUCACUCAGAGAUGUAGUAGCCAGUGUCUUGCAUACUGCGUGGUGGAUCGUGGGGCCCGUAUUUGAUCCGGCGUCGGAGUUGCGAAAUCGAUGGGCAUAUCGCAAACUCACCUGGAGAGAUAUGGGAACGUUUACUGCGGCCGGAAUAUUUGCGGUUGCCAUGUUCACGAUAACAAUUGUGUUUACCCGUGUAUUGGGAAUGGCUUUCCAGGUUCUCAGAUCUUUUGUUAGCUUGUUCAAGCUGGUAACUGGGUGA